AUGUCUAGCCAAAGUAGUAGUCAACAACAAAGUUAUAUGACCAAGUUGAAUGCGGUGCUAGAUUGUACUAGAUUCCUCUUGAUGCAAGGAUUGUCAUUUCGUGGUCAUGAUGAAUCGAAAGAGUCUCUUAAUAGAGGAAAUCUAAUUGAGUUACUGAACUGGUAUGUAGCUCGUUGUAAAGAAAUUAAAGAAGUAAUAUUUAGUAAUGCUCCUAAAAAUAACCAAAUGACUUUACCAACCAUCCAAAAUGAUUUGAUUAAUUGUUGUGCCGUAAAGACGACAAAGGCUAUUAUCAAUGAGAUAGGUGAUUCUUUGUUUUCAAUUUUGGUUGAUGAGGCUCGUGAUAAUUCUAUGAAAGAACAAAUGACAAUUGUUUUGAGGUUUGUUGAUAAAAGUGGGCAAGUGAAGGAGCGUUUUUUGGGUAUGUCCCAUGUCACUAAUACUUGUGCCCAAUCACUGAAGGAUGUCAUUAAUGCAAUGUUUUCUACACAUGAGUUGAGCAUAUCUAGCCUGAGAGGUCAAGGCUAUGAUGUAGCAAGUAAUAUGUCAGGCGAGUUCAAUGGGUUGAAAGCUUUCAUUCUAAGAGAGAACCCACAUGCUAUGUAUAUUCAUUGCUUUGCUCACCAACUUCAGUUUGCAAUUGUAUCUGUCGCAUGUAGGAAUUGUAUGCUUGGUGAUUUGUUUGACAUACUUGCUAUUAUUAUGAAUUUGGUUGGUGCACCAUGUAAGCGUGUAGAUGCUCUUCAAACAAGUUAUCAAGCUAAUAUUCUAGAGAAGCUUAAUAUUGGGAAACUUACUGGUGGAAGUGGUCAGUUUCAAGAAAUGAGUUUGGCACGCCCAGGUGAUACUAGGUGGGGCUCACAUCUACUGACAAUUACUCAUUUCAUUAAUAUGUUUAAUGCUAUCAUAGAUGUUCUUGAAAAUAUAUUAGAAGAUGACAACUUAAGAGAGAAUGGUUGGGAUACUUUGUUAAGUAGGAUGAUUGAGUUUUGUGUUAAUAGACAUAUUUUAGUGCCCAAUAUGGAGGAUAUUGUAGUAGUGAAAGGUCGACCUAGGCUUGUAGCUCAGCAGGUGACUUAUUUUCAUCGCUUUUAUGUUGAUUUGUAUUGUCAUGCGAUAGACUCAAUCUUGCAAGAGUUGAAUGAUCGUUUUUCAGAAACAACUACUGAGCUCUUUACUUGCAUUUCAUGUUUACCAAGAGAUUCAUUUGCAGCUUUUGAUAAGAAUAAAUUUCUACGUCUUGCUCAGUUCUAUCCUUGGGAUUUCAAUAGUGGAGAGCUUUUAUUACUUAGACCUCAAUUUGAUAAGUUUCUUUUGCUUGUGAGAAUGGACAAAGCUUUCUUUAAUCUCAAUAGCAUAUCUUGUAUAGCUCAAAAGUUGGUUGAAACUGAAAGUUCCUGUUAUUUUCCAUUGGUUUAUAAGCUGCUCACCUUAGCAUCGAUAUUACAUGUGACAACUAAAAGUGUUGAAAGGGUAUUUUCUGCUAUGAAUAUAAUCAAGAGUGAUUUACGCAACAAAAUGGGAGAUGACUGGUUGAAUGACAAUUUGGUGGUUUACGUGGAGAAAGCUAUUUUUAAAAAAACUUGA
Molecule: messenger RNA, 1587 nt
Organism: Olea europaea var. sylvestris
Lineage: Eukaryota; Viridiplantae; Streptophyta; Magnoliopsida; Lamiales; Oleaceae
Product: zinc finger MYM-type protein 1-like
Exons: 2
Coding region: 1-1587 (528 amino acids)
Source: RefSeq, a predicted model, not a curated record